UCAAUUUAUUAAUUUCUUUCCCUUCUUCUAAAUUAAUUGACAGUUCCCAUUUCUCUUCAUUCACAAUUCUCAGAAAUUAGAUUUGACCUUUACCUCUCCUUCAGUACGUUUCGGUUGUACGCUUCCCCAUUCCUCUUCUUCCUCCGUCCCCAUUCUCAACUCAGCCGUUCCCACCUACUUAAAAUUCCAUACCCAAUUCAUAAUUUAUUAACUGUAUAAUUCCUUCUAGGGUUUCCAAUUCCGUUGAUUCUUCGAUCGUUCCGUUUUCCAGCCUAAUGGAUUUGGAGGACGAUUUCUAUGUACAAGACUACAAUAACGAAUCGGGAGACGACGGCUCCUACGGUGGAGCCGAUGAUGAAGCUGACGGCAUGGCUGUGUACGAUGAUUUGGAUGCCGAUGGGGACGAUUAUGGGUUUGUCGACUACAAUUCUGAGGAUUCUGAUGAGAAUGUCUACCAUCGACACCAGCAAAAUUAUACAGUUUUGAACGAAGCAGAAAUUCGGCAGCGUCAGGAGGAUGAUAUCAUGACGAUAUCUACAGUGCUUUUCCUUUCAAAGGUGGAAGCUGCUAUCAUACUCCGCUACUAUAAUUGGAAUGUCAAUAGAGUACAUGAAGAAUGGUUUGCAGAUGAGGAGAAUGUACGGAAAGCUGUUGGUUUAUUGGAGAAGCCCACUGUUCGAUUUCCAAAUGGCAAAGAAAUGACUUGUGGGAUAUGUUUUGAUGCCUAUCCUUGUGAUACGUUGCAUGCUGCAGCCUGUGGUCAUCCUUUUUGCGAAUCAUGCUGGACAGGUUAUAUUAGCACAGCCAUCAAUGAUGGUCCUGGAUGUUUGAUGUUGCGAUGUCCUGAUCCACCCUGUCGUGCUGCUGUUGGUCAAGAUAUGAUUAAUGCCUUUGUUUCUGAUGAAGAUAUCAAAAAGUAUUCUCGUUACUUAAUUAGAUCUUACAUUGAAGACAAUAAGAAGACAAAAUGGUGUCCUGCACCAGGAUGUGAUUAUGCUGUGGAUUUUAUCAUGGGGAGUGGAAACUAUGAUGUUACUUGUCUCUGCAAUUAUGGCUUUUGCUGGAAUUGCACAGAGGAAGCUCACCGACCAGUUGCUUGUGGCACUGUGUCCCAGUGGAUAUUGAAAAACAGUGCAGAAUCUGAAAACAUGAAUUGGUAGGGGAAAGGAUUUACCCUAUUAUCUUAAGUUGUUUAGUUGGCCAAAAAUAAUUUUCUCGAGUUGUAUAAUAUAGACCGUGUGGUACCUGGGAAGUCUUUAAAUUGCAUAGAAAGUUUGUAUCUAGGAAGUCUGUAUAUUUCAUAAGAAGUUUCCUAUUAUCUUGAAUUUUUUGUCAAUACAAUGUCUUUGUAUUC
Rubroshorea leprosula is the source of this 1354-nucleotide messenger RNA. NCBI's taxonomy places the organism in Eukaryota, Viridiplantae, Streptophyta, Magnoliopsida, Malvales, Dipterocarpaceae. The record is from the annotation of a GenBank genome assembly.